UCAAGGCUGAGCCUGCUGGAAUCACAGCCUCCUCUGUGCCCGGAGAAGAACAAUGGAUAACAUUUGCUUCUUUUUUUUUUUUUUAAAUACAAAGCAAUUGGUGGGCAUAUUAUGACAAGGCUAUAGGACAAAUAUCAACUCCUACACAAGCCUGUGUCUUCUUUGACCAAUUUUGUUCUCCAGAGCAAAAAGAGAACAAAAAGGGGGCUUCCAGCUCACAUUGGGUGGAGGAACAAAGAGAGGUAAAAAACAAACUCAAGGAAAGGAGGUUUCAAGUGCAGUGGAUUGUUUACUUCUGAGGAUGUGAUGACCGAGCCUCCCAGCACAUGCACCUCAUGAGCAAAUCCCCUUAGCUGCCUGGAGGAGCAGAAACACAGCGUGCUUCAAAGUGCUGAGGGUGAUGUGGUGGCAGCAAAAGGGGGGCCGUUUUCAUCUAGCCUGAAGAAAUGAUGCAUUUUCUCCACUGUUCUUCUCCCUCCUCUUCACACGGGCACGUCUGAAAGCAUGCACGCUUCUGAGGAGCUGUGGAACUCCACGGACCGCGUCUGGAUCAACGGCUCUCGGGUGAACGUAUCUCUGGAAAGACAUGGGGACAGUGAUGAGGAGGAUGAAGGAGAUCAGCACCCAUUCCUCACUGACGCCUGGCUGGUCCCCCUGUUCUUCUCACUCAUCAUGCUGGUGGGACUUGUCGGCAACUCUCUGGUUAUCUAUGUCAUUUCCAAACACAGGCAGAUGAGGACAGCGACUAAUUUCUACAUAGCAAACCUGGCGGCCACUGACAUCAUCUUCUUGGUGUGCUGCGUCCCCUUCACUGCCACCCUCUAUCCACUUCCGGGAUGGAUCUUUGGGAACUUCAUGUGCAAAUUUGUCGCCUUUCUACAGCAGGUGACUGUCCAAGCUACUUGCAUAACUCUGACUGCUAUGAGUGGAGACCGCUGUUAUGUGACAGUGUAUCCUCUGAAAUCCCUCCGUCAUCGCACACCGAGAGUAGCCAUGAUUGUCAGCCUCUGCAUUUGGAUUGGCUCCUUCAUCCUGUCCACCCCGAUUUUAAUGUACCAGCGUAUAGAGGACGGAUACUGGUAUGGUCCAAGACAAUACUGCAUGGAGAGAUUUCCCUCAAAAAUUCAUGAGCAGGCUUUCAUCCUCUACCAGUUCAUUGCUGCGUACCUGCUGCCUGUCCUCACUAUCUCCUUCUGCUACACCCUGAUGGUCAAGAGGGUCGGACAGCCCACUGUGGAACCUGUAGACAACAACUAUCAGGUCAACCUUCUUUCUGAGAGAACUAUAAGUAUCCGAAGCAAAGUCUCCAAGAUGGUGGUUGUGAUUGUCCUUCUCUUCACAAUCUGCUGGGGACCCAUCCAGAUCUUCGUCCUCUUCCAGUCCUUCCAUCCAAACUACCGGCCAAACUACGUCACGUAUAAAAUCAAGACAUGGGCCAACUGCAUGUCCUACGCCAACUCAUCAGUCAAUCCCAUUGUUUAUGGCUUCAUGGGGGCCAGCUUCCAAAAGUCCUUCAGGAAAACCUUUCCCUUCCUGUUCAAACACAAAGUCAGAGACAGCAGCAUGGCUUCAAGGACUGCCAACGCUGAAAUCAAGUUUGUUGCGGCAGAGGAAGGCAACAAUAAUAACGGAGUGAAUUGAAAAUGACAAAUUCAAAAAAAAAAGGAGAAGAACUCAAUAAUUCCUUUUGUGCAGAGCAGUCACUGCUGGAAGACAAUUGCAAAAUUGAUGAGUAUCAGCCUUGGACUCAUUCAUCUUAAAAAAAAAAAAGCAACCGGCAGAUUUAAAAAAGAGGCAGACACAUUUUAUUUAUGUUAAUAAAGACACCAAUGUGGGGAAACACAAUCAUAAUAUGGUUUGCUAAAUGAUGUUACCUUUUCUCGUGGGAAGGACAGCUGGCGCUGGCACAAUGGGUCACAUAUUGAGCUGCCAAGCAUCUCUGCUAAAUAACAGAGUACAGUCGAUUAUGUCCGAUGAGUACAAUGUUGCCUAAAAGGUGGGAGGCCCAGUCCCUCACAGCCAAUGUUUGAAACAAUACACAGACCACAAAUGUACAUGUUAAGUGGAUGAUCAAUGUUCUAGAUUAGACGCCUGUAUGGAAAUGUUUUGUAAUGUGGUCGACAUUCGUUCCUAUCAUAUACAAGAACUAGAAUGUCAUAUUGUUAUGUCACUCUGGGAAACAAAUAUCACUGUGUAUUUUCUCUAAAGGAGCAAUUUCACAUUUUGAAAAUGUUUUGAAAUGACUUGUGUUAUACUCAUGUCAAUAAAUGUGAAGUGGAAGCCAGCAGAUCAGGAAAGACUGGGAAGAUGUAUGAAACAAAUGACAGAAGCCAAGCAGGGGUCAUCAUUCAAUAAAUAAAUAAAUAACUAAAGCCAGAGAAAGAGAGCUGAGAGAGUGAAGAACCCCUGCCAAGGCUGCGGCUCAGUUUCCCACAGUGCCAUUGCUAUCUCGUAACUGGAGUAACUGGAUCGCAACAAUCACCCAAAUGUAAUGAUUCAGUUGAGAAAUGUAUUGUCCCUCAAGGGGGAGAUUUCGUUUGGAGCAGUGGUUAAAAAUCAGUCUUUUUAACCUUAAAAAUUCCGCCACCAGAAAUGUAUUGUCCCUCAAGGGGGAGAUUUCGUUUGGAGCAGUGGUUAAAAAGCAGUCUUUUAACCUUAAAAAUUCCGCCAACAGAGUGUUUGUUUAAAAAAAGGCCACAGAAAUAUCAGCAACAAUAAAUAAAUAAACAAGUGAGCAAGUAAGCUUCUUUGUCCCCAGACAAACGUCUUUUUGACCUUCGGCGCAAACAAACAUAGCUAGAAACAUAAACUCCUUGGUGAAGGUAGUAAAAGCAAAUGAUAGAAACAAUAAAAGGCAACAGAAGUCAAUGAAGGAAUCUUUCCUUCUUGUUUUGUUAGCUUAUUGGUAAGUGACAUCAUUUGUGUCAGGACUUUGAAGUAACUGACCUUAUCACAGCAAGAGCCUAUAUAUAUAAAAAUGUACUUUUCUUUGUCUGUUAACUGAUUAUCGUUAAUUUUAUGUGUAAGGUUUUGAUGAGGCUGUACAAGAGAAUGGGAAUCAAUGUUGACUGCUAUAGAAAAGUAGGAGGGGUCAGCAUCCAGUUUCAUCCAUGUUUUUUCUCUCUCCAUUGACGAACAUAGGAUCUGGGUGAAAAAGUGGGGUGACAACAAACUUUCACACCUUCCUCCACCAUACCUGCAGGAACAUGAGCACACAUACGCAGACACGCACAUGAUAUGUCCAGGUGUUGUUCAUUGGAAUCUGUUGUCACAUCUCCAACACCAAGCUGAACAAUCUUGUCUGAUGGACUCAGUUCCAAAUUCGAAAGGUAACUGGCACAUCCUGUACCCUUUUGAAAGAAAUCAUUUUGAACCUGUGCAGGUUUCUGAUAAUGGAAAACAGAGUGCUUGCCAGCUCUCUGCUCUCUAGAUGCAACCCUUUUUUUUCAGUCCAUCCCACACAUUGGCGCUCAAAAUCAAAACUCCAAUUACGGCAUAUAGAAAGUCUGCUAAUGCAAUUCCUAUUUGAAUUGCAGACAUCGCAGGACUUGCACUCAUCUGGGCUCCAUUUGGAUGACAUCAAAGUGUCUUGAAAGAAACACCAGAGUGCACUUGGCCUCUUGCCAUAAUUAUCCAUGAAGAGAUAAUAAAAUGGCACAAAAGGAUUGUCAUCUAUUUUGCAGAAAGACAUGAUUAAAUGUCUGUCCGUCUUACCUCACAUACAGUUGAUGUAAGCCGACAGGAUACAGAAAAACACUAGAAAGUUUACUUUUACCAAGGAAAUGCUACUUAUUUACAUACUGUGAACAAAAUAAGUCACAAAAGGUUUGAGGUGCAUUGCAAUUUUUAAAUUUGUAUUGCUGUAAAAGAUGCUUUUACAUGUGAAAUUGAACGUGAACGACCACUAACUGUGUGCUUAUUGUGCUGCAUUUGCCAUGAGGCCAUUAGGAGUCAUCGAGAUAAUGUACGUUUUCUGCUGUACGUUAUUAUUAUUACACUCGUUUGCCUAGAAUCAUGUCCUUGAUUCUGUAGCGGUGGUGGAAACAUUUUAAAAUGUAACUUAGUUUGAUGAUGCCAAUCAUGCCCAAUACCCUACAGAGAUGUAACUAUUGUAGAGUGCCUGCAGAAUUUCACAUUAGCUUAAGUGCUGCUUUACAUUUGCAUUGGAAAUGUUCUCGAUUGUUUUUUUUCCUCCUUUUCUUGACCAUUAAACAAAGAGAACGUAUCGGC
Molecule: messenger RNA, 4230 nt
Organism: Solea senegalensis (Senegalese sole)
Lineage: Eukaryota; Metazoa; Chordata; Actinopteri; Pleuronectiformes; Soleidae
Gene: kiss1ra
Product: KISS1 receptor a
Exons: 6
Coding region: 505-1641 (378 amino acids)
Biological process (GO): neuropeptide signaling pathway
Cellular component (GO): membrane
Molecular function (GO): G protein-coupled peptide receptor activity
Source: RefSeq, a predicted model, not a curated record